AUGAGGGUAUCAGAUGAAACUCAAAGAUACCCAUUUCACAAAAAAAGACAAGAGCUGGAAGAGUUGGGUGAGAAGGAUGUGUCUGAGCUGGACUUCUUUCCAGGUGGGCUGGAAAUGGAGGAAAGUGCACUGGAUGCCACUGACCAGGAAGCGGUGAUGUAUGAAGAAAAAAGUGGAACAGACUCCUGUCCCAGUGCUAUUGCCAAGAAAAAGAAGAGGAAAAAGAGCGAUGUGAUAAAUCUGACCAACUGUAAAUAUGAGAGUGUACGUCGGGCUGCCAAGAUGUGUGGGCUUCGGGAAGGAACUGAAAUUGAUGACUGGACCUUGUAUUGGACGGAUUAUUCUGUCUCUCUGGAUCGGGUAAUGGAGAUGAAAAGUUACCAGAAAAUAAAUCAUUUCCCUGGGAUGACAGAAAUCUGUAGGAAGGACCUUCUAGCCAGGAAUAUGGGCAGAAUGCUAAAGCUUUUUCCCAAGGAAUUUAACUUCUUUCCCAGGACCUGGUGUCUUCCUGCUGACUAUGGUGAAUUGCAGGCCUUUGGUAGAGCAAAAAAACAUAAAACCUACAUCUGUAAACCAGACUCUGGUUGUCAAGGCAAAGGCAUUUUCAUCACAAGAACUGUAAGAGAUAUCAAACCUGGAGAGGAUAUGAUCUGCCAGCUCUAUAUCUCAAAGCCAUUUAUUAUUGAUGGUUUCAAGUUUGAUCUUCGGAUUUAUGUCUUGGUGACAUCAUGUGAUCCACUACGGGUAUUUGUUUAUAAGGAGGGCCUUGCACGUUUUGCAACAUCCAUGUAUUCAGACCCAUCACAAAGCAAUUUGGACAAUGUCUGUAUGCACCUGACUAAUUAUUCAAUUAACAAGCACAGCGUUAAUUUUGUACGAGAUGAAGACUCUGGUAGUAAGAGGAAGCUGUCCACCUUUAAUAAGUACAUGGAGCAAAAUGGUUAUGAUACAGGACAGAUAUGGAAGGAUAUUGAAGAUGUUGUUAUUAAAACACUGAUAUCAGCCCAUCCUAUCAUCAAGCAUAAUUAUCUCACUUGCUUUCCCAACCACACCAUGUGGAGUGCUUGUUUUGAGAUCCUGGGAUUUGAUAUCUUGCUAGAUCGAAAACUCAAACCAUGGUUGCUUGAGGUGAAUCAUUCUCCAAGCUUCAGUACCGAUUCAUGGUUGGACAAAGAAGUGAAAGACCAACUAUUAUAUGACACUCUAAUAUUGAUCAACUUGGGAGCAUGUGAUAAGCGCAAAAUCUUGGAAGUAGAGAAACGGAGAGGGAAAGAAAGGCUUCUCAAGCAGUGCCGUAAUCGCGAAGCCAGAGCCGAGGAAUUCAAGAAUUGUCAGGCUGUGUGGCUCCAAGAAGCAGAGAUAUAUGAAGAAGAAAAUACGGGAGGCUAUCGCCGAAUAUAUCCCCGUUCUGAUUCUGUCAGAUAUGAUAAGUUUUUCCAACACAAUAAUUCGCUUUUCCAGGAAACAGCAGCUUCCAGAGCUCGUGAAGAGUAUGCAAGGCAUCAACUGCAGGAGCUGCGUCUCAAGCAAGAACAAAAAAUGGUUACAUUGAAAGAAAAGAAGGCUGAGUUCCCCGGAGAGUCCAGUGGAGAAAAAAUAAAAAUUCCUAGGCCAAAGAUGCUGAAUAGAUCAACUAUACUACCAGUCUCUGUCCAGCCUCAGAUCUGUUCAGAGUCUGGACCUGGGACUGCUCUCCUGCUUGAACAUUUUUCAGAUGAUCAAGAGCCCAAGAAAGAAGUGAUUUGUGAAUCUUCAACUAUUUCCCCACACAACAGCUUUGAAACAGACAGUCUAGAGAGGCCUAUAAAGCAACCGGUGAGGCCUUACAGCUCUGUGCCUGAUUUGACAUGGCAGAAUUCAUCCAGCACUCCAGAGCAAUCUAAUUCCAGUCCAGAAAUGAGGGAUACCAUUAAUAGUCACCAUUCUGCAACGAACGUGAACAUUACAACAAAACAUCAACCACCAAAUGAGCUUGCAAAAGCAUACAGUAAACAAAGCCCGUGUCCUCCUGACAAACAUUUUCCAGCAAUGACCAAACAUCAUGUGAGGAACAGAACUGCAAAAGACAUGGGUGUCUGUGAAAGUCCAGCUAUUCAAAAUUUCCACCCAUUUAGUGAAGUGUCUUUCCAGUUUCAUGUUGGAGAAAAAGCAGUUUCAUCACGCUCAGCUGGUCAGGCAACGAAAAUGAAAUUUCCUGAGAAUGGAAAAGGAAGAGGAACUAUCCUUGUCUCAGAAUUUUUCAGCAAAAUGAAUUUUACAGCAUCUGAGAAGCAUUUCCAGCUUCUCUCCCAACAACAGCCUCAACACCUCACCAAUCGAGCACAAAGUGCUUCCCUCCCAAGAGAAAUCCUAGGGAGCAGAAGUGCUUCUUGCAGGAAGUCAGCAAAAUACUAUAAUGUUCACCUCACCAUGCAGAAGCCAAUCAAUCAGCAACACAGCUUGCAAGAUUUGCUGGUGAUCUCACAGAUGAACAGCCAGACUAAAAGAGCCAAUGACCCAAGAGUAAGAGGUAGUCCUGUGAGCAGGGUCUAAGUGAAUCUUUCACAAGCACUGGAUAAUGCUGGAGCUCGGAAGGAGCUCCUUUCUAUUAAAGAGCACCCUGAAUUAUUUGAACUAUUCAGUUGUACGUUUUCCCAGCAUACUCCCAUGUAAAGGAAUUUCCGUGUGGCUAAUGAAAUUUGACCUAUAAAGCGAUAGGGUCUUUUUAGAGUAAGUGGGUCUUGAGAUAGUAGACGCUCCUGAUUUUUCUGUUCCCUGAAGAAAUAUGCAGAAAGUCCUUUCCUAUAAAUUUCUAAGAAAAUGAGUGCUGCAUUAAGUGAGUGUCAGAUAUAGAGACGUGAUCUUCUGUACUAUUCCCAGUCAUGUAUUACUGUACAUCUGCAUGGAGUCUUUUACUGUGUGCUGCAGACUGAAUCCUAAGGACUGAACUUGAUCCGACAUACAGUGGCAUGUCUUUUUUUCCGGAUUUUUUUUUUUUUUAAUGAAAAACAGUCUUGGAGAUUUUGGCGGGGAACUGAAGGGCUGCUUAACCCUUCCCCUCCAGUUACUUGUGCAUUCAAACAUUUUCCCAUUCUAUUAUUUUAUCUAUGGUGGAAAACAUACAGGACUCAUAUAUUUAUCCCCAUGGUGAAAAAUACAGCUUAAGAGGAAGAAUUUUGAGCUACAGGUCAGCAGUAGCUCCUGUUCCACCUACCUUCUGUUUCCUAUUGCAGCUCCCAAAGCUGCUUUUCAUUUUUUUAA
Messenger RNA from Python bivittatus (Burmese python), 3240 nucleotides. Lineage: Eukaryota; Metazoa; Chordata; Lepidosauria; Squamata; Pythonidae. The record is from RefSeq and is a predicted model, not a curated record.